GUUCACAGACACUACAGUGGAAAUGAAGUUACCCACAGCUGGGGAGAAGACUGUGGACUGUGAUGUGACAGUUUAUGUGAGCAGCACCUUCAGUGAAUGCGGCAGCGCGAGCUCCUCACCGAGGCGCGCGGCGAGCCGAGGAGCAGGAUCGGCGGAUUCAGACAGACUGCUGGUGGGCUCGGGACCAGACGAGGCAUGAAAUAGUCACCGGUAGGGCCGUCAAAGGUGAACCACAUUGGGACACGAGUGAAAUGGAGGCACCGCCGGGCACGAGCUGCUGUGAGCGCACCUUGGCCAAACGGGAAUAACCGAGCCGUGAAACGGGCUGGGAUGGCAGCAUCCAGUAACUCAAGUCUCUCAGGUUCAUCUGUGUCCUCUGACCCUGAGGAUUACCAACCACCCAUAUGGAAGUCCUACUUGUACCAGUUACAGCAGGAAGCCCCGAGACCAAAGAGGAUCACAUGUCCUCAGGAGAUGGAGAGCAGACCCAAAUACUACGGCAGAGAGUUUCAUGGCAUGAUCUCUCGAGAAUAUGCAGAUGAGCUUCUGGCGGGAGCAGAGGGUGCUUACCUCAUCAGGGAGAGCCAAAGACAGCCAGGGACACACACCUUGGCCUUAAGGUUUGGGCACCAGACCCUCAACUACAGAUUGUUCUAUGAUGGGAAGCACUUUGUCGGGGAGAAGAGGUUCGAGUCGGUCCAUGACCUUGUGACGGAUGCCCUUAUCACUCUCUACAUCGAGACCAAGGCGGCGGAGUACAUUGCCAAAAUGACCACGAACCCCAUCUAUGAGCAUCUUGGUUACACCUCGUUGCUCAAGGACAAGAUGGUGCACAGGCUGAACCGCGGACGCACAGAACCACGCAGGGUCACCUUCCAGAGAGAUGAAAAGAUCUCCUCACCUCUGGUGCGACGGAGUGCCUUGAAAGAUACACCGGAGAAGCAGUGCUCCUACGAGAAGAUACACAACUUCAAGGUACACACAUUUCGAGGGCCGCACUGGUGCGAGUACUGUGCCAACUUUAUGUGGGGUCUCAUCGCCCAGGGUGUCCGCUGCUCAGAUUGUGGGCUGAAUGUACACAAACAGUGCUCCAAACUGGUUCCCAGCGACUGCCAGCCGGACCUGCGCAGGAUAAAGAAAGUGUUCAGCUGUGACCUCACUACGCUUGUCAAAGCUCACAACACAACGCGACCCAUGGUGGUGGACAUGUGUAUUCGUGAGAUAGAGCUAAGAGGUAUGAAAUCUGAAGGUCUCUACCGAGUGUCUGGCUUCUCAGAGCACAUAGAGGACGUGAGGCUCGCCUUUGACCGAGAUGGUGAUAAGGCUGACAUCAGUGCCAGUGCCUAUGCAGACAUCAACAUCAUUGCUGGUGCUUUGAAGCUCUACUUAAGAGACCUUCCCAUUCCAGUCAUUACGUUUGACUUGUACUCCAAAUUUAUUCAAGCUGCAAAAAUUCCAAAUGCUGAAGCCAGACUGGAGGCCAUCCACGAGAGUUUGCUGCAGCUCCCGCCGGCCCACUACGAGACCCUACGUUACCUAAUGGCUCACCUUAAGAGGGUAACACUGUUUGAAAAGGACAAUUUAAUGAAUGCUGAGAAUCUGGGGAUUGUCUACGGUCCAACGCUUAUGCAGCCACCGGAGCAGAAUGCCUUGACAACCCUGAAUGACAUGAGGCAGCAGAAACUAGUGGUGCAGCUUAUGAUAGAGCAUGAAGAUGUCUUAUUCUAAGGACUGAGGCAUGCAGGCCUUGUAACAGAAACGAAGGACAUUUAUUUAUUCUGUCAAAGAGGAAAUUCAAGCCACCUUGAUUCUCAUGAAGUUUCAGAAUACUUUGUAAAUCAAAUUGAACUUGAAAUGCUUCUUUCUCGCAUGACUGUUUUCGUUGAAGUUGGUUUAGUGUUGACAUUGUCUUGUUACUGUAAGUUUUGGGGCAACAUGCCCAGCCAAGACCAUCAUUUUUAUAUUAGGAACGGAUCCAGUAUUUUUAACUACCUUCAGUGCUGUUCCCUCCUCUCUUUAAUUUGAAGACUGUCACUACCUGGUGUAGAUACAGUCAUGAUGACAGCGCUGUGUGAAAUCUGCCCCAGGCAGCCCGUCAAUCAGUGCUGGUGCUGUGUAAACCAAGCCUCUCAGCAGCAGCCUCGUUAACGUUCCCACAUUACAGAUGUGCAUAUUGUGAUUUUAGUGGGAGCACAUGGUUAAAAUGUCCUUGUUGAGAAAAUCAGAUCAUGUAAUGAUCAAUAUUUUAGCUGUGCGUACUAAAAAGUGGGGCUGAGAAAUUGGGCGCUCAUGAAGCACUUUUUUGCAACAAGUGUAAAGAUUUAUUUUGUAAAGAUGUUUAUUUUUGUCUUUUACUCUGCAUCAUGUUCUUUAGUCACAAUAAUAUAUGCUGUUGAGAAUGAUGUUUGUUGAAUUGAUGUCUAAUAACAAAAGUGAUCACAAGAGAAAAAAGAAUCAGAGGAGAGACAGUUUGUGGAUUUACCAUUUUCAUUUGCAAUGUACUCAGUGUUAUGGUGAGGAAUGCACAGGUGGGUUAAAUACUGGUCUUUUUAAUUCACACAUCAUCAUGCAGACAUAUUGCAAGACUCUUCUGCACAUGUUGGUUGCCAGUUUUAUACUAUUUCUGUUUACAUGCUGAUAUUUCAUGUUAAAAUAUGACCUGGGCCCAUUUUUGCUUUUUGUAAGCCAGUAACAUUGCUCGGAGCAGCAGUAGUUGCCAUUCACUUCACAGUGCCAUAGAAGUUAAUAGUCGCACUACAGCUGUACUGAGCAUGUUUCUUUCACAGUUGGUUUGGUGUGAUUAAGUAAAUCCUUUCUACAAA
This is a messenger RNA of Plectropomus leopardus (leopard coralgrouper), 2822 nucleotides long. Lineage: Eukaryota; Metazoa; Chordata; Actinopteri; Perciformes; Serranidae. The record is from RefSeq and is a predicted model, not a curated record.